AUGGUCAGAGCGGAAGCUUUCCAUCAUCAUAACCCCACCGCCAAUGUUCGCUCGCUUUGUUCGUAUAGUAAAGCUUGGCCAAAGUUCGGAGCCAACUAUGACCCGAAUUCCACAUUUCAACUUCAUCCCAUGAACCUCAAUCCCGUCGUAGAGAGUAAGAAAAUGAACUCUAGCCAGAAGCACGCAUGUUCUCGGUGUCGCGCAUCGAAACUUCGGUGCUUAGUCGACACCUUUGCUGAACACGGCAAGUGUAGGCGCUGCCACAAUGCUGGAGCAGAGUGUGUCUUUGACUCAAGGGCGCCUAGACAACGGCGAAAGAGGACCGACACUCGCGUUGCAGCGCUGGAAAAGGAAAUUGCUGGGUUGAAGGCUGCUAUUGGAAAUCCUGCACACGAGUCUUCGCCCUUGGCCAGCUCACCCGACAGUGUAUGGCAAAAUGAUACCAUCGUCACUCAAUAUGCCACGGACGAGAUAUCCGUGGGUGAACAGCCUAGACAGCCCCAACUGGGGCAAGAAGCCACAGAGAAUGGAUAUUCGUCAGAUUCGAAUGAGACAAUCCCAGGCCUAGUCGAUGCAACACAACUUCCUUUCCAGCUAGCAAACACCUUGCUUACCCAGUUUAUCGACAAUGUCGUUCCUCAGUAUCCUGUCCUCGCCCUCGGCACGAAUCACGAUUUCUCCUCAUUACGAAGAACGCAUCCAACGCUAUUAUUGGCGAUGAUAACCUCAGCAUCGAGGGGCUCGGACCCUGCGCUGUUCAGGAAACUCCAUUAUCGGUUGCUUAGCCAUGUCGGCCACCAAGUCUUAGUCCUCGGUCGGCGGUCGCUUGAACUGGUACAGGCAAUUCUCGCUAUGGAGGUAUGGUAUGACCCUCCAGACGAUAUGGACCGUUUAAACUUCUACAUGUGGAUUCGAAUUGCUGGUAUCAUGGUCCAGCAGUUAGGAUUGUGGCCAUGGAGCAAGACGACAUCGCCCACGAGCCUCGCGAGACCAAGUGGCGGUAGUGAUGAGAAAACGCUCAGUGAGUGGCGGACGGCGUUUGCAGUCUUCUUGUCCAACUCGACCGUUGCAAUUAGUCUUCGUCGGCCAUUUACCCUGAUUUGGAGCGAAUCGAUGUCGGACGUCCUCGACGAGUUUGACCGUUCGUGUGACCAUGUCAAUGACAAACGUCUGGUUGCUUGGGUUAGACUUCAAGUUAUAGCUGAAGAAAUCGAAACCCUUCGGGUCAGAUUUAUGGGAGUUGAAGAACGCAGCACUGGCACUGAGUCUCCCCCUGCAGACCGUUCUUUCAUGAAUACUCUCGAGGGAAAACUCGCCGAAUGGCGAUACGCCAACCAGUCCGUGACGAACAGCUCUUUGCAAAUCCAUUUCUUCUAUUGCCGCACCAAGCUCUAUGAACUUGCCGUCUUUAUAUCUCAAGCACAAACGCACUCUUUGCCCAUCUUCCCUCCUCGCACGGGAGACCAAAACCACGUCACUCCUCGACAGGCAAACCCCGACAUGGCGUACAUUCGUGUAGUCAUGUCUCUGAUCCAAUCUAGUCACAGCAUCCUCGAUACCGUCAUCCACCUCGACAUUCCAACGUACCUCAACUGCCCUACUGUGACCACAGUUCGGGCUCUGUACGCAAUGCAGAUGAUUUUUACGCUCUACAAGUCCGUCAAGCUCCAGAACUCACACAUUUCUGACUUGAUUGGAGAAGAAACGCUUGUUGCCAAGUUCUACGCAAACCAGAUCAAGGACUUCUUCGAGCGGGCGGUAGGCGUCGAUCAUUUCCAGGUCCCUCGGAUGGCUCUGGCUUCGCUUGCCAAAGUCACAAACUACAUGCUGUUAUCGCCAUCUGUGGAGACACAACAGCAAGACACACCAUACGCUCAAGUCCCUGAUUCACGCCCAGGAGAAUCACGCGAUAUCCCUCCCAACGACAUGGACGCUAUCUUAGUAACGGAAAUCAAAUCUUCUGGGCCUUUAACGCAACCAGGUACCACGGAACCAGGAAUAGAUCUGGUGAGUCUUAACCAAGAAGCAGCAAUCGAGGCAUCAUUCCAACCUCCUCCAUUGGAUAGCUGUGGGCUCGCUGCAGUAGGUGGAGCAGGCGACCCUUCACACAUCUGGUCAGAAUUCGAGAUAAUGGCCUUGCCAAGUGUAGCCAUUGACCCAAGCUGGUUAUUCCCAGAGGAAGACUAUGACCUAAGCCAUCACAUAGAGUAG
Exophiala mesophila is the source of this 2211-nucleotide messenger RNA. RefSeq lists its product as uncharacterized. Gene Ontology annotation, biological process: regulation of DNA-templated transcription; DNA-templated transcription. Gene Ontology annotation, molecular function: transcription cis-regulatory region binding; DNA-binding transcription factor activity, RNA polymerase II-specific; zinc ion binding. Gene Ontology annotation, cellular component: nucleus. NCBI's taxonomy places the organism in Eukaryota, Fungi, Ascomycota, Eurotiomycetes, Chaetothyriales, Herpotrichiellaceae. The record is from RefSeq and is a predicted model, not a curated record. The coding region runs from base 1 to 2211 and encodes 736 amino acids. The transcript is spliced from 3 exons.